AACGCUUCUUAGCAACGGGCUCCUGAAGCGGAAGAUCAAGAGUAAACAGAAGAAGACCGAGUCAGACAGAUGGAUGAGACGGUGAAACCCCUGAGGAUUCCUCCACAGAUGUCAGUGUACGCCGACAAACACACCAUUUUCCACCUGGUGCAGAGCAUGGUGUCCAGUCUGGUGAUUGAUCAGCCUGAUGAUCCGAUCCCCUACCUGAUCGGUCUGCUUCAGAGGAGCAGUGUGGACAUUCCCAGGAUCAUGCUGCUCGGUCCUCCAGCUGUUGGGAAACACACUGUGGCCAAAAAGCUGAGCGCUGAGCUGAGAGCUGUUCAUGUGACCACAGACACUUUACUGCAGGACCAAUCAGAGCUGAGCGUUCAGGCUCAGCAGCACACACUCACACAGCAGGAGCUUCCUGCUGAACUGCUGAUCAGACUGAUUGAACAGAGACUGACUGAGGUCGACUGCUUCAACAGGGGCUGGGUGUUGGAGGGAAUCCCUCAGACUCGCCUGCAGGCUCUGGCUCUGCAGCAGGCCGGAGUCAUCCCCGAACAUGUUGUGAUGUUGGAGGCUCCUGAUGAUGUGCUGUUGGAGAGGAGUCAGGGGAAACUGGUGGACCCACUGACGGGAGACAUCUACCAUCAGACCUUCAUCUGGCCACUCGAUGACAUCAUCGCUCAACGUCUGGAGAAGGCGCCGGCCCUUUCAGAGAAGCAGCGAUUGGCUGCGCUGCAGCAUUUUCAUUGUGAGGUCACAGGGUUGAGGUCAGCCUAUCAGCACGUCCUGAAGAUCAUCAACAGUGACCAACCACACACCGACGUCUACCAACAAGUGCUGGCUUUCGUCCGGACUCGUCGUCGCUCUAGAACUCCCAGAAUCCUCCUGUUGGGUCCGCCGGGGUCAGGGAAGAGUCACCAGGCCAGACUGCUGUCAGAGAAAUACAAGAUGGUGGACGUGUGUUGUGGUCAGUUGUUGAGGUCUGUAGCAGCUGAUGGUUCAAGUCUGGGAGAGGAGAUCCAACCAUACCUGGAUGAUGAACGACCAGUUCCAGACUCCCUGGUUCUGCAGGUUCUGGACCAACGUCUGAGCCAAGUGGACUGCAGCUGCAGAGGCUGGAUCCUGCACGGGUUCCCCCGAGACCUGCAGCAAGCCAAGAGCCUGUCCCAGCACCAGCCCAACAGAGUUUUCUUCCUGGAGCUGACAGAUGAUGUUUGUCUGGAGAGACUCACUCUGAGAACCAUGGAUCCAGUCAGUGGAGAGAGGUUUCACGCUGUGACUCGACCGGCUCCCAGCUCCCAGGUCCAGAACCGACUGGAGACCCGACCAGAGGACGACACACACGCUGUGACACACACUCUGGACCAGUACAGGACACACACUGCUGUUCUGCAGUCUGUGUAUCCAGAUGCGGUUCAUAUUGAUGCUGACCAGGAUCCCCACUCUGUGUACGAGGCUCUAGAGAGCAGACUGAAUAUUGCCUGACAGCAGGACUCACCUGGACUCACCUGGACCCAGGUGAACUCAGGUUGUGGAGACAGACAGAGGACACAGAGAGAGAGAGAGUCCUCUUCCUAUACUGAUCUAAACUACAUGUUUUAAUGUUGCUGGUUUGUUCACAAUAAAAUAAAAGUUCAGUUUUUUCU
Molecule: messenger RNA, 1634 nt
Organism: Seriola dumerili (greater amberjack)
Lineage: Eukaryota; Metazoa; Chordata; Actinopteri; Carangiformes; Carangidae
Gene: ak8
Product: adenylate kinase 8
Exons: 15
Coding region: 70-1473 (467 amino acids)
Biological process (GO): nucleoside triphosphate biosynthetic process
Cellular component (GO): cytoplasm
Molecular function (GO): ATP binding; nucleoside diphosphate kinase activity; AMP kinase activity
Source: RefSeq, a predicted model, not a curated record